GGGACGAGGAGAGCGACAUGAGAGAGGAGGAACUCCGGCAGAUCCAGAGAGAGAUACGAGAGCUGGAGAGAGAGAUCCAGCUGAGAAAGAAGGAGAUGAAGAGAAAAGAGAAGCUGGAGAAGAAGAGAAAGCAGAAGGAGAAGGAAAGGAGAGAGGAGGAGGAGGAGGUGAGAGAACGACUGACCCGGGGGAUCGUGGAAUUUUGGAGAUCCAGGAGGCUGGAACUGGAGAACCCCUGGGAGCUUGAGGAGAGGAGACGUGAUGAGGAACGUCCUAGAAAAACGCCCACAAAACCCAGCGGGCGACAGAGACGGUACAGAGUGCAGGACACGCCGAUGUUCUCAGAAGGACCGGCUGACCUGGUUGACCGUAUCAGAUGGACUUUAGUGGAUCUAACGGAGCUCGAGCUGCAGCAACAGAGGGCCGAUUUUGAUCGGAGGAGAAGGACGCUGGACGACAUUCAGAGUGAGGUGGAUCGCUUAAAGAAACUGGCCGUGAAGCUCCAAAACAAGUACAGCGUCCAGCAGGAGGACGUGACGACCGUCCGAGCGGAUACGAUGGUCAGACGGCUCAAAGAUCUCGAGUUUACGGUGAAAGAGACUGAGCCACGAGGACAACGGUCGACCGUGGAUGGAUUUAAGAAAGAGCUGGAAGAAAUCAGGAGGAGAAUAAAUGUAGGAGAGCACAGAGAGGAGAACCAGCACGGCUAUUUAAACAUCACAGAGCUGAAGCAGGAGAUCGAGCUGGUAAAGUACGAAGCUCGACUGAACUAUCAGUCUGGUGGGAGAACUGGGAUGUACAGACUGAAAGAUCUGGAGAAGGAACAUCAGGAGCAGAAGGAGAUUAUAGGAGAAACGGCCAUGCUGGGUCAGUCUGAGAGAAAGAGGCGAGAGGAACAUCUAGAUGAACGAGAGAGGGACUUAAAGAGAAAAAUAAGAGAAAUAGAGAGAAAGAUAGAGGAGAAACAUGAGCUGGAUCUGAGAAAAGAGGAGGAGAAAUGGAAGGAGGAGAUGAAAAGGCAGGAGGAAAAGUCCCGGCUCAAGUAUCAGGAGAUGUUCAGAAAGAGGGAGGAGGAGAUCAGGAUGGAGAAAGAGGAGAACAGAACCAGACGAGAACGUUUCAGAGCUAAAGAGAUGAAGCGGCGAGAUGAACCACUUCAGGAGAAUCUGGAGAAAGAACAUGAGCAGCUCCAAGAACAGCAGAUAAGAAAUGUGGAAAAGCAGAGGAGUAAAGAGCUGCAGGAGAAAGAGGAGGAGCUGGAGAGAGAGAGAAAGCUGAUGGAGGAGAAGCAAAGAGAGAGAGAAGCAGAGCUGGGAGAGACGAUGAGAAAGCUCGAGGAGGAGAGAGAAAGAGCGAGUAAGAGAAAGGAGGAGGAAUGGAAACGAAAGGAGCAGGAGAUGAGGUCUCGUCUCCAUGAGAUGGAGAGAAAAUGGAUGGAGGAGAAUGAGGAGAGGAUGAAGAAAAUGAGGAGCGAGACUGAAAGAUUUGAGACGGAGAAGCGAAGACGAGAAGUUCAGUUAGAGGCUCUCUGGAGAGAGAAGGAAAAAAUUAACGAGGAGAAAGAGAGGAGGUGGAAAGAAAUGGAGAGGAAACUGGAGGAGGAGAAAAAGAGUGAGAUAAAGGAGCUGAAAGAGAAAAUUAUGGAGGAGGUGAAAGAGACGGAGAUGGAGCAGCAGACAGCCAGUGACAUAGAGAAGGAGAAAGAGAAUGGGAUGAAAGAGGAGGAGGCACAGAAGGAGAUAAAGGAGCUGGAAGAGAAAAUUAUAGAGGAGGUGAAAGAGACAAAGAGUAUCCUUGAAGAGAAGAGAAGACAAGACGUUCAGUCAGAGGCUCAUUUCUGGAGAAAGAAGGAGAAAAUGAAGGAAGGGAAAGAGAGGAGGUGGAAAGAAAUUGAUAGGAAACUGAAGGAGAAGGAAGAGGAGGCAGAGGAGGAGAAAAAGAGUGAGAUAAAGGAGCUGGAAGAGAAAAUUAUAGAGGAGGCGAAAGAGACAGAGAUGAAGGAGCAGACAGACAGUGACAUGGAGAAGGAGAAUAAAAAUGAGAUGAAAAAGGAGGAGAAUGAGGCACAGGAGGAAAAGAGUGAGAUAAAGGAGCUGAAAGAGAAAAUUAUAGAGGAGGUGAAGGAGACGAAGAGUCGCCUGGAAGAGAAACAAAGACGAGACGUUCAGUCAGAGGCUCUCCUGAGAAAGAAGGAAAAAAUUAUUGAGGAGAAUGAGAGGAGGUUGAAAAAAAUGAAGAGCAAGAUGGAAGAGGAGGAAAAGAGUGAGAGAAAGGAAAUGAAAGAGAAAAUUAUAGAGGAGAUGAUAAAGACGGAGAUGGAGGAGCAGACAGACAGUGACAUGGAGAAGGAGAAAGAGAAUAAGAUGAAAAAGGAGGAGGCAAUGAAGGAGAUAAAGGAGCUGAAAGAGAUGGAGAGUCACCUGGUAGAGAAACGAAGACGAGACGUUCAGUCAGUAGCUCAUCUCCGGAGAAAGAUGGAAAAAACGAACGAGGAGAAAGAGAGGAGGUGGAAAGAAAUGGAGAGGAAAAUGAAGGAGGAGGAAAAGAGUGAGAUAAAGGAGCUGGAAGAGAAAAUAGAGCUGGAAGAGAAAAUUAUAGAGGAGAUGAUGGAGACAGAGAUGACAGACAGUGACAUGGAGGAGGAGAAAGAGAACGAGAUGAAAGAGGAGGAGGAGAAAAAGAGUGAAAUAAAGGAGCUGGAAGAGAAAAUUAUAGAGGAGGUGAAAGAGAAACGUAGACGAGACAAACAGUCAGAGGCUCUCCGGAGAAAGAUGGAAAAAAUUAACGAGGAGAAAGAGAGGAGGUGGAAAGAAAUGAAGAGAAAGAUGAAGGAGGAGGAGAAAAAGUUUGAAAUGAAGGGGCUGAAAAAGAAUAUUAUAGAGGAGAUGACAGAGACAGAGAUGGAGGAGCAGAGAGACAGUGACAUGGAGAAGGAGAAUGAAAAUGAGGUGAGAAAGGAGGAGAAGGAGGCACAGGAAAAAAAAAGUGAGAUAAAGGAGCUGGAAAAGAAAAAUAUAGAGGAGAUGAUAGAGAUGGAGAUAGAGGAGCAGACAGACAGUGACAUGGAGAGAAAUAUAAAGGAGGAGGAGGAGAACAAUGAGAAGCUUCUGGAACAGAACUUUCUGCAGCUUGAUCCAGAUUCUCCACCCAAAGAAAUGACGCUCCUCACCAGCCGGCCCGUCGUACCGAACACCGACCCCACAGAAAACGAGCCUCACCAGAGCUUGGACUCCCGGUCUGUAGGAGCUGAUGGUGAUGCUCCUCAAAGUGAAGCUGAGCAGGUGAAGCUCGAUCUGAGCUCCGACCCCACUAGAGACGAGACCCGUCAGUGCUCGGGGCCUCCGGCUGCCCUCGGCGCUCCUCCACCCCCUGAGGAGAGAGCCGAGACCGACGCCGUGAAGGAACUGCAGCGAAACGCUCCUAAAGUCAUCGAGGAGAAGGAGGAGAAGGAAUCCCGCUGUGAGGAGAAGAAGUCCGAAUACAGGAGCACGCCGGGCCUGGUGGUGGAGUGGGUCAGUAAUAAGAUGAAGGAACGCUACCAGAGGAAGAUGGAGAAGAGCUUGAGGAGAGAGGAGCUGGAUGGACACAAAUACUACGUCAUGAAUUAUGGUGGUUACGUUCAGGAGGUACAAGUGGCCAAAUAUGAGAGGCAGAAACAAAAGGAGCUGCAGAAGACGGAGCAGAGGCGCCAGGAACUGGAGGAGCGCUUCAGAAAGUGGGAGGAGAAAAGGGCCACGAAAAAGGCCGAGAAGAAGAAAGAGAAGCUCGCGGAGCAGGAGAACGAGGAGCAUCGUGGGCUGGUGGAUUGCUGGAGAAAGUGGCAGCAGAAGAGAAAACAGAAGAACAUGAACGAGAAGGAGGACAGGAAAGAGAAGGAGCUCAAGCAGCCUGAUCGCUCUUCUCCAGACCCCGGAGAAGCUCUCACACCGAGCCCAGAUCACCACGAGGAAUCCCAUCCUGAUCCUCAAGAAUGUAAAGCUCGGCUCAUCCUGGUCAGGCCGAUCAAUAAGAAAUUCAAACCCACAGAUUACGAGUCGCGAUUGUGCUCGUGCCUACCGCGUGUGGACUAAAAACAUCAAGGAACUCACAGCGCAGGACGAGAAGAAGAAGAAAAGCUGCCGUGAGGUUUCCAGAGAAGAACAUCAGAGCUCCUCAAUAAAGUUAAUAAUGAAAUGUUCUA
Trichomycterus rosablanca is the source of this 4180-nucleotide messenger RNA. Its product is annotated as golgin subfamily A member 6-like protein 25. Bases 18 to 4070 code for a protein of 1350 amino acids. The transcript is spliced from 5 exons. The record is from RefSeq and is a predicted model, not a curated record. NCBI's taxonomy places the organism in Eukaryota, Metazoa, Chordata, Actinopteri, Siluriformes, Trichomycteridae.